Molecule: messenger RNA, 267 nt
Organism: Knipowitschia caucasica
Lineage: Eukaryota; Metazoa; Chordata; Actinopteri; Gobiiformes; Gobiidae
Source: the annotation of a GenBank genome assembly
AUGGAGGUGGUACCUGUGAUAGAGGUGGUACCUGUGGUACAGGUGGUAGAUGAGAUGGAGGUGGUACCUGUGAUAGAGGUGGUACCUGUGGUACAGGUGGUAGAUGAGAUGGAGGUGGUACCUGUGAUAGAGGUGGUACCUGUGGUACAGGUGGUAGAUGAGAUGGAGGUGGUACCUGUGAUAGAGGUGGUACCUGUGGUACAGGUGGUAGAUGAGAUGGAGGUGGUACCUGUGAUAGAGGUGGUACCUGUGUGGCUGCCGUGGUGA